CAUAAAAACAUAUCGACAGAUGUAUUUUUAUAUAAAAAAAAACCACUAAUGGCACGAUUCGUUGACGGCUGUUGCUAGUGUUGCCAAGUUUACAAAGUAAAUACCUAAAAUAAUACUCAUGUUUUCCUGAUCAAAGCAUGUAAAUAUAAAUAAUGUUAAUAAUAAAUAAUAAUAAUAAUGAAGAAUAAAAUGACACAUUAAUGUAUUUUUGAGUCGUACAUUCCAGUUAAAAGGUAUUACCAACAUUAAAAUGAGAUAAAACAGGUUAUGAUAUUUUCUAGCAACAAUACGGAAAAAUGCACCGCAAAAUUUUGUAAUAACCAGUAACAACAUAUGAUAAAUAAGAAAAUAACGUACGUGGAGAGAGAGUAUAAAAUAUAGAAAAUAGUUUGUGUGUUCAGUGGAACAUAACAUGGCCGAGAUGUCGCCCGGAGAUAAAUUAAUUAAAAUAAUUAAAUUAGGCCAUCUGAAGAUGGCUAAAGUAAUGUUUUUAAUUAUAUCUGCUAUUGUCUGUAUAGUUAUUUUUUAUGCCAAUACAAACAUAAUCGGACGCAGGUCACUCUUUGCGUUGUUUUUAAAUAAUCGUAGCGAGCCCGUAGGUGGAGGAGGAUUUGACGACCACACGAGAAUAAUUGUAGAAAACACUAAUCCUACACUGCCACUAGCAAAUGCCUACGCUUCUUCAUCAACUGAAGGAAACAGAAAAGCUCUUGCUAUAAAAUCGUUGUUAAUAAGACCGCCUACUUCAAAAACGGGUGCUUUGGAAAUAUUUAAUAUCACGGGAAGCCAAACAUCAGAUUACAACAUAUUUGUUAUCUACACUAAAGAAAAUUAUCAAUUACACGUAAAGUUUGAAUUAUUUGCACAUAGUUUGCUAAAAUUUUCAACACCUGACGUCUUAUUAUAUCUACAUGUAUUAACUGAUGAAAUUAGUGCUCACAGUGUAGAUCAGAUGUUGGAAAAGGAAGUGCGUCGUUAUAGACGUGCUAUUAUGUAUACCUUAUACAAUAUGCGCUUGUGUGCGGAGCGUGUCGUUGAUAUUGUAAAUUCUAUGACACCAUACUUUAGUUCUACACCGAAAUCGUAUUACAGCGAUUCCUUAUUUUUCCUGUCGUUGGGUCUGCAUCGCAUCGCGGAUGAGAGAAUGGAACGGGCUGUUUUAUUGGACUGCGACAUAGUCUUCCGGGCAGAUGUACGUCUCCUUUUUGCUGAAUUUGAACGUUUCUCCAAAGAAAAUCUUUUCGGUUUAGCGCCAGAGCUAACUCCAGUCUAUCGUCAUAUUUUAUAUCGGUAUAGAGCAAAUUUUCCCAACACGGACUUUGGUAGCCCUUUCUAUAUGUCGCCAAAUGAACUAUAUAAUUUAGUUUCUGCUGAGACCCAUACCCAUAAAAUGCGAAAAUCUGAAAAACAUCUGCGGCAUGGUUAUCCGGGUCUCAAUUCUGGAGUUGUGCUGCUACACCUCACUGCUAUACGUCACUCCCGGCUUUAUCACGACCAAUUGCAAGAAACUGCAAUACGUAAAUUGACAUCGAAGUAUAUGUUUAAAGGUCACUUGGGCGAUCAAGACUUUUUCACUUUAUUGGGCUAUGAAUUUCCGAAUCUGAUUUAUCGUCUGGAUUGCGUAUGGAAUCGUCAAUUGUGUACAUGGUGGAAAGAUCAUGGCUACAGUGAUGUCUUUGAUAAAUAUUUCACUUGCAAAGGACGUAUCAAAAUGUAUCAUGGCAAUUGUAAUGCUCGGGUACCCGAAUAAUGAAAUCAAUAAGUCCAAGGAAUGCCGAUAAUGGCAGAUUAAAGGACGUUAAACUUAUGCAUCUCAUAUGUUAGUUAACUAGUUAGUUAUGUAAAUUUUUCUUACUGAAAUAACAAAUUUCAACGAAAAUUUUCUCCUUAGCAUCUUAGUUAGUGCCCUAUAAUCUCCUCCUCAUAAGUAUUUAUUUCUCUUAAUGAUUGUGAUAUCCUUUCAAAAGCCAUCAUUAUACAUACAUAUAAGUGUUUGAAAAAUAUUUAAAAUUUAUCUGCCUAUAUAAUUAGGCUAUUUAGAAAUACAUACAUAUACAAUUAUGCAUAACAGAAAAU
Messenger RNA from Glossina fuscipes, 2076 nucleotides. RefSeq names its product xyloside xylosyltransferase 1. The transcript has a single exon. The coding region runs from base 413 to 1750 and encodes 445 amino acids. NCBI's taxonomy places the organism in Eukaryota, Metazoa, Arthropoda, Insecta, Diptera, Glossinidae. The record is from RefSeq and is a predicted model, not a curated record. Gene Ontology annotation, molecular function: UDP-xylosyltransferase activity.